AUGUCGCGCAACUCGCAAAGUAUAUCGUACAUCAAUCGAAAAAUCGCAGUUAUGGGCUCGCCAUACGUCGGAAAAUCCACAGUCGUUUAUCGUUUUGUCUAUGGAGAAUUUGUGGAGAAAUAUGAAUCUACGAUUGAAGAUCAAUUGACGAAACGAAUGGAAUUUAAUAAUCGACAUGUUUCCUUGAAAGUUACAGGUAUUUUAUUGAUUUUAUGCGAAUUUUUAUCCCAAAAACCAUUUCAGACACAGCUGGCCAAGAAGAAUACAGUGUUUUCCCGCGAAGUUGUUCAUUCGACAUUUCUGGAUUCAUUUUAAUGUAUUCUAUAGAUGAUCGCCGUUCUUUUGACAUGCUUUCUUAUAUUUACGAUAAAAUUGUGGAUACUUAUGGUGAUACAAGUAUUCCUUUGGUUAUUGUUGGCAAUAAAUCGGAUUUAUGUGUGAAUCGAAGUGUUGAAAAACGAGAAGGACAAGAAUUGGCGAGAUUUUGGGGAGCGCAGUUUGUUGAAAUAUCGGCGAAGAAUGUGGUGAGUGAUUUUUCACGAAAAAUUAUGAUUUUUCGAUUUCUAUUCGCUGGAAAUCCAUGAAAAUGCUCGAAAAUUGUUAAUUUUCAGUCAAAAAUUGUUUUCAGGACCAAGUGUCAGCUCUCUUCGAAUUAAUUCUUCGUGAAAUCGAAAUCUCUCGUGGAAAUAUCGUGCGUUCUCCUCCAAAAAAUCCGCAAAUCAUCAAUAAUUCCUCCCAAAAUAGCCCAAAUAAUAAUCAAAACCAGAUCAAUAAUAACAAUAAUCAAAAUCAAAACGACAAAGAUUCUUGUACCAUAUGUUAG
Caenorhabditis angaria is the source of this 823-nucleotide messenger RNA. Lineage: Eukaryota; Metazoa; Nematoda; Chromadorea; Rhabditida; Rhabditidae. The record is from the annotation of a GenBank genome assembly.